Xyrichtys novacula (pearly razorfish) is the source of this 1555-nucleotide messenger RNA. Lineage: Eukaryota; Metazoa; Chordata; Actinopteri; Labriformes; Labridae. The record is from the annotation of a GenBank genome assembly.
AUGGCAUCUGGUCUGUAUUUCUUCGUCUUCUGUUGGACCAUUGGACUGUGGAUCACAGAAAAUGUAAGACACUGUUUCACCCUCUUUUCUUCUAACCUUUCUAAUAACUGAGAGCGCUUUACCUAAAACACCUCUUCCUUUAGUACACUUAGCCCGAAAAAUUAAAAAUGCUGCUGCCGAUUAGUUUCACUAACCUUUUUCUACACUUUUUCAUACCACAGGUUGGAUGUUCUGAUGUGAACGGUAGGCAUGUUUUACACAUUUCUGGAGAUGCUCAAAAUACAUGAGCUGGCAAAGUAAAGUUCCUCGUUAUUAUGGUGGUGGUGGUUUUUGAAUGUUUUUUUUGAUUACCUGAACAAACACAAGACAAGUUAGGAGUCAAAAUUUUCCAUCUUUUUAGUCAAAUCUAGAAGUUCUUCUCACCAACAUGCGGAGACUUCAUCUGUUACACAUCAGCCAUCUCAGUCUGAUGAAAAUGACAUGUACAUUUAUUAUUCUGUGAAGAUUAUUUUUGUAUCAACACUGCUGUAAAAUUACAACUACCUCCAUAGAUGACUGUGAUGAAUCCUGCCCUCCUGGCUGGGUCUUUUUCGAAAGUCGCUGUUUCCAGUUUCAGGAUGCGAGAAAGGCCUGGGCAGAUGCAGAGGUACAAAAACACAUGACUCUGUUCUGCUGUAGACUCACCUGAGAGAUCCUUAAUGUUUUAUUUGUAAGCGACAUGGGUGUUUUGUACAACAGGAAAAGGUUAACCUCAGAGGGAUUUUCUACCACUUAGAUAAACUGUAUACCAGUAACAGAAGUCCUUCAGAUUAGGCCAAGUGUUUUUUUUUUUUUUUGAGUGGGCUCAUUAAACAGAAAGAGUUUGGGGUCUCUAAACAAUCGGAUUCUUGUCUUCUCCAGAGUCACUGCACUUUACUUGGCGGAAAUCUGCCUUCUAUCCGAACUGCAGCCGAGUACGCCUUCCUCAGACAACUGGUUUUCAAAGCGACUAGAUCCCAUAGAGAGACUUGGCUCGGAGGCUAUGAUGCUCCAAAGGUGAGUGUUUUAUCUGUGGUCUAUCAUUGCUCAUGGUUGUCAAAAUGUUCCUUUUUUAACAUUAACACCUGUUUUAGGAGGGUGUGUGGCUGUGGAGUGAUGGUACCCAGUUUCUGUUUACUGGCUGGGGAAGAGGGGAGCCGAACAACCACAGGGGUGAAGGAUGUAUGGAGAUGAACCUGGGAGGUACAAACUAACAAUCCACUCCUGGUGGCUGACUUCAGCUCGAUCAGUUUUAUUUUUAGUUGGUUAGAUUGAAAGUGGUUUUGCUGUGGAGUCUCUUGUACUUGAUAGAAAAUAACUUUAAUUGUAUAUCAUGUUUUUCAAUAUUGUUUAGAGUAUUUGGCUUUUACUUCAUGACACCAAUGAGGAGUGUAAAAGACACUAAGGUAAACUCUUGAAGCACACACCCUGAAAUGAUUCUGUUUGUUUAUUUCAUCCUGUGUCCACAGGAAGAGAUUAUGUCAAUGACAAGAGGUGUAACAUGAGAAGAUCUUAUAUUUGUGCAAGGAAACCAUAA